CUUGAAGCAGAACAUCGACAAGUUAUUUGCUCUGGCUUCUAUUUACGUUCCAACGUUACGUUCACCGACCAUUCUUGAGCCAGCUACACCGGAAUGCUCCCGAAGAAAGUCAAACGCUCAACUGCGUCUGCGGAUGUAAAGGGCAGCUCAACCACGACUCGGAAAGUGGGAGCGCAGAGAAAGCGCGGCGGCAAGCCCGCGCGCGGGCGAAGUCGCGGUGGCCUCAAAGGCAUGCUCGACAUGCCGAUUGAUGUUGUGUUUGAGAUAUUCCGGCGUCUUCAUCCACGAGACUUGCUCAGCCUAUCAUGGUCGUCGAAACCACUGCACGGGUUGUUGAUGAUGAAGAGCUCGGCAUACGUAUGGAAGGAGACCCUGAAGAACGUGCAAGACUUGCCUCCGCGUCCUAAUCACCUCAAUGAGCCUGCAUGGGCUUCGUUCCUCUUCUCGACACAUUGCACUGCGUGUGGAACCGGCAAUGUUACAGACACGCUCUGGGAAUUGUACGCGCGUUUCUGCAAGGAUUGCUUUCCCCAGAACGUUGCCUGCAGUCAAUCUGAUUUUGAUGAGAGAUACGAUCAAUGGGACAACGUACCUGCGAAUAUGUUCAAUAGGUGCUACAUUGGUAGGCACCGCGAAACUGACAAGGUAUACCUGCGGUCUGAGGUGAAAAGGCUCAUGUAUACGUGGGAGAACCUAGUGAAGGCCAAUGAUGACCACGACUUAGCGUUGUUUAUCGGCACUGAGAUACUGCGGGUGAAGAGGAUCGCAAAGCAUGCCUCACUUUGUGUCGAUUGGGCCGAAAGACAAACCAAGAAGGAGCAAGCCGAAAUGAAGGCAGAACGUCUUCAGGAAAUUGUGUCGAGAUUGUGCUCCCUCGGGUGGGGUCCCGAGCUUGACUAUAUCAAGAAGAACAAUAACGCGCCAUUCUAUCAACAUGAGCAUGUUGUGGUUGCUGAGAAGCUCACAGACCGGAUUUGGCAAAACAUACGCAAGGAUAUGGUCAAGUGCAUGCAGGAAUUACGGGAAGAGCGCCUCGCGUUCGAACUGACGCAGAGGCUGAGUCGACGCUGGCACGCCAUGGAAAAUACCCUGUUGGAUCUCAAGGAACAUCCCGAAGUACUGGGCUACGGACUCAGACUCGGCGACAUCGCGCUCAUGCCGGAAAUCCGCGAGAUAAUGUGUGCUCCUGUGGAGGUGCAAGUCAACAAGGACAGCCUCGCGGCAUUGGAGAAAAAGGUGGUAAUGCGCGCGAAGCAGUGGGACGCGCGUGUGCGUGGCGAACUACGUGCACUGGUGGAUGCGUCUAGAUCUGUGCAGGUCGACAAAACCUCGACUAGAGCAGGCUUGCGAGGCGACGUGGAUGUAUUGGAACUUGCGACGACAACGUUUCACUGCACUUCCGCGAAUUGCCACAACUGUGGUCUUUUCUACCCAAGCCUCACGGAGCACAAUUGUUUGCACCGGGAUCUACCCCAGCUAGUAAAGGCGGAUGCAUAUGCGGAAUAUGUCUCUAAGCUACUCGCAUGGGACUGGCCUUUCGAGCAGGCCAUUUCGAUCAGCAUACGCGUCUCGGGCAAGCCAUCUAAGCUAGUCCGACAGCUCAUGGAGCUCUGUGGCAAGAAUUCAGAGACGGCGACGGCGAAAGAGAUGGACGAGUUGGAUGUCAGGUUUAUGAGGGACGAUGGCCACAGUAUGACUUGGCGUGCGGCAAUGGUAUGGAGUGACACCUACAACCACUCAAAUGGCCCAUUGCGGCUAGCAACUCCCGAAGAGGUUGUGCAGGCAAAGAUUUGUGAGGCAGACAGACGGAAGAAGGCGAGUCGGUAUGCCUGCAAGAUCUGCCCGCAUAAGUACCUGGAAUUUUGGUCACCCGCAAUGACGCACCUCAUAGUAACGCACAAGAAAGAACCAGAUACCGACUCCGAACUGCUGGAGGUUCGCCUGCCUGCUAGUAGUCCAGAGGCUGCUGGGAUUUAUACCGUCAAGCUGCCAGUCACGAAGGAGACGAUGUAGCGCACGCAUCGUUUCAUUCAGAUGGCACACGUCGUAUCAACAGACAAUGAAGUGACGCACAACUCACGAUGUAAUCUAUAACGUCUGUAUUCGUAUUGCAUACUUCUUACCUUCAGUCGCCCGCCAGAGGUAGUGAGUUUCCUUAUGC
This is a messenger RNA of Fomitopsis serialis, 2161 nucleotides long. RefSeq lists its product as uncharacterized. The record is from RefSeq and is a predicted model, not a curated record. Gene Ontology annotation, molecular function: protein binding. The transcript has 10 exons. NCBI's taxonomy places the organism in Eukaryota, Fungi, Basidiomycota, Agaricomycetes, Polyporales, Fomitopsidaceae. The coding region runs from base 94 to 2013 and encodes 639 amino acids.